CACAUAUCCUCCCAUUUUCUAUAUGAAUGACGUCUCCAAGAGCAUCAUCCGAAUCAUUCAUGUAUACAACAAGUGGGCUGGGAAAAUUCAAGCAGCCUACACUUUUGAUGCUGGUCCCAAUGCUGUCAUCUUUACCCUGGAGGAACAUGCCGUUGAAGUUGGAGCCCUCAUGCUGCACUACUAUCCAGAAUUUGGUGACAAAUAUGUGAAUAAUCCUGAUUUUGAAAAGAAGAUUAAGGAUUUCAAGUUGGACAAGGAUCUUUUGGAGGCUACAGACAAGACUGGCAGAGAACCCAAGUCAGGUGAGGUCAAGAUGAUGUACUACACCAGUAGUGGUCCUGGUCCACAGAGAUUGACAGAUACUAUCCUCAAUCUUGAUCCCACCACUGGACUCAACACCUACAAAAAGUGAAGCUGCUGAUGAGCAUGAACAACGAAAAUGCUGAACGAACGCUAGCUACCGGUAUAGUCACCACGGUUCGAAUUAAUUUCUCUCAGAGAUGCACAUUUAAAUAUCUGUUGGCCAACUAUCUUUGUUAGGUCAUUGUCUAUUUUUGGUUAGCACCGUCGUCGUCGGCUACUUCGAUCGGUCUCACGCCAAAGUGCUUUCGUGGUUUGAAGAGACGUGGGAGUUGAUUGGAUUCCAGGAAAGUGACGUCAGUCGUUGACUCAGCUUUUCAAAAGAUCUUCUCUGAAAAGGUGGACCAUGGCGCCCACUUCCUUGCCAUACCGUACCACUUCGAUAGCAGAUUCUCCCGCAGUUACGUUCAGCAGGACCAGCAGCCACUUCAUUAACUUUUAUUUCGAAGAGCUCCAACGGCAGCAACCAUGAGAUUGUCUUUAGCCAUCAGCACGGGCAUUGCAACUCUGCUUUGCACCCAUGUCAUCACAGCCUUUGCUCCCCAAUUAACCACGGGCACCAACACAAGAGCCAGUAGUGCAUCAAAAAUGUCGGCACAAUCAGAACAAUGUACACGAAGACAGUCUUUGGAACAGGCAGGACUCAUCGCUGUGGGCAGUUUCUUUGCCAAUGCUUCUCCGGCUGCAGCCAAACAAUCUUCGCAAGAAGCCGCGUUGGAGGUGGAUAAACAAAAGUUGGUGGCAGGAUACAAUAGACUCAACUAUCUGCUGGAUAAUUGGGAAAAAGAGACUACAAACUGCAAAACAAAGACACAAUAUUCCUCGGCGUCGAAUCCGUGCGAGCGAACUCCCUUGAGAGUACAGAUCUAUUUGGGAUAUACCUCAACAGAAGAUCCACUUUUCCGCGCGGACAAGACCAUGAGACGUCUGGAGGUGCUGGUUCCUGCUGGAAGUGAAGUCGAAUACCUAGAUGCCAUGGAGAAAUACAAUGAAAAGGCAGAAGAAGGAAGCGGCAAUGCUUAUACAAGCAGUUGGGGUGAAGCCAACCCGGGUGGCGGGAAAGACAGAAUCGAAUAUUUUGUGGAGCGGGCCAAGUCCAACGUCGUCGACGCAAGAGAUGCCCUGGGUGUUGUGGUGAAAAUCCUUGGGUUGGUUUAAUUAAACUCCCAUGCAAUUUGCACCUGUAGACUUGAGAGAGACAGUGGAAUCCCUCAAGCCUUCGGGCAUAAAACGCAGCUAGACAAUCAGCAACAGAGUAGAUACAGAAAGUUAAACAUUAGCUACAGUAUGUAUUGACC
Seminavis robusta is the source of this 1658-nucleotide messenger RNA. NCBI's taxonomy places the organism in Eukaryota, Bacillariophyta, Bacillariophyceae, Naviculales, Naviculaceae. The record is from the annotation of a GenBank genome assembly.